AUGCCCUCCUCUUCCCUCCCGUUCCAGCCACGCCAGCUCUUCUACGAUGGCAAGCCGCAGCCUGCUUCGUCCGGUCGUUCAUUUCACUCCAUUCAUCCUGGCGACGCCACCAAACUCGCUGAAGUUCCUAUCGCCUCGCAAUCAGAUGUAGACGCUGCUAUUGCAUCCGCAGAGCGCGCAUUCCCAUCCUGGUCGCAAACCCCGCCAAUUGUUCGUGCCCGCAUUCUUCAAAAGGCCGCAGCCCUUCUCCGCGAGCGCAACGACGAAAUUGCUCGCAUUGAAACGCUGGACUCCGGAAAAGCUUACACAGAGACCAGUACCGUCGAUGUUGUCACAGGAGCGGAUGUGCUAGAAUACUAUGCGAAUCUUAUCGGUGGUGGCGGGUUGAACGGUGAAACCACCCAGCUGCGUGAGGACGCGUGGGUAUAUACCAAGAAAGCUCCUUUGGGAGUCUGUGUGGGAAUUGGAGCAUGGAACUACCCUAUCCAGAUUGCACUCUGGAAAUCCGCACCCUGCCUCGCAGCCGGAAACACCAUGGUCUACAAGCCUAGUGAAUUUACUUCGCUCCACGGUCAAAUACUCGCAGAAAUCUACCGGGAAGCCGGCCUUCCCGCUGGUGUCUUCAACGUCGUCUACGGCCCAGGUGAUGUCGGCGCCUACCUUACCUCCCACCCAACAGUCGCCAAAGUCUCCUUCACGGGCCAAGUGUCCACAGGCAUGAAAGUUGCCGGCUCCGCAGCCGGAAACAUGAAAUAUGUCACGAUGGAGCUAGGAGGCAAGAGCCCGCUGCUCAUCCUCCCCGAUGCAGACCUUGACAACGCCGUUGACGGCGCCAUGAUGGCCAACUUCUAUAGUACGGGCCAAGUCUGCACAAACGGCACCCGCGUCUUCGUCCCGCGCAGCAUGAAGAGCGCAUUCGAGAAACGCCUCGUCGAGAAAAUGCAGUACGUCCGUCCCGGGCCGCUCUUUGACCCGGCCACCAACUUUGGCCCGCUCAGUUCCCAGCUUCACCAGGAGAAAGUCGCCGCUUAUAUCCGCCACGGCAUUGAGAAGGAUAAAGCGACUCUACUCUACGGCGGUCCGGGCAGGCCUGUUGGUCUCCCGACGGAGCUCGAGGCGGGCUUCUGGGUCCGCCCUACGGUGUUCACGGACUGCACGGACGAUAUGCGCAUUGUCCAGGAGGAGAUCUUUGGCCCUGUCAUGUCGAUUCUCACCUACGAGUCGGUGGCCGAGGCUGUGAGGCGCGCGAAUGCCACGGAGCUCGGUCUUGCUGCGGGCGUCUUCACCACGGAUCUCAACUUGGCUCAUCGCGUCAUUGACCAGCUCGACGCCGGCAUUACCUGGAUUAAUAGCUGGGGGGAAAGUCCGGCCGAGAUGGCCGUUGGUGGUUGGAAGAAGAGCGGUGUCGGCGUCGAGAAUGGUCGUAGAGGAAUUGAGGCCUGGUUGAGAAAUAAAAGUACUCUGGUGGAUAUGAGCAACACUGUUGCGACGGGGUUUGCCAAGUUGUAA
Aspergillus ochraceoroseus IBT 24754 is the source of this 1509-nucleotide messenger RNA. RefSeq lists its product as uncharacterized. The coding region runs from base 1 to 1509 and encodes 502 amino acids. The transcript has 2 exons. Gene Ontology annotation, molecular function: aldehyde dehydrogenase (NAD+) activity. The record is from RefSeq and is a predicted model, not a curated record. Lineage: Eukaryota; Fungi; Ascomycota; Eurotiomycetes; Eurotiales; Aspergillaceae.